Fundulus heteroclitus (mummichog) is the source of this 9244-nucleotide messenger RNA. RefSeq names its product A disintegrin and metalloproteinase with thrombospondin motifs 7. Lineage: Eukaryota; Metazoa; Chordata; Actinopteri; Cyprinodontiformes; Fundulidae. Gene Ontology annotation, cellular component: extracellular matrix. Gene Ontology annotation, biological process: proteolysis; extracellular matrix organization. Gene Ontology annotation, molecular function: metalloendopeptidase activity. The record is from RefSeq and is a predicted model, not a curated record.
GCAGACGAUGAUCAGGCCCAUUUGGGGAUCUUUUAUUAGGGCAGCUGAAGCGCAUGGUCCAAGCGAAGCGAAACGCGCACCCAGCCUCUGAUGGACUCAGUCUAAAGUAACAGUGGAGCUGUUAGGAAGGCAGUAAAUGUUUCUAACACGCCGGUCCCCGUCCUGACAAAAUGAACCGCUCGGAGUGGGGGCUCCACGCCGCUGGACAAAGAGCGUCUCCCAUCCCAGUCUUCGUGGCGCUCCUUUUGUUGCUGGAGAUCUGCAAAGCCCUCGGAUCCCCUCCUGAGUCAGGGAUUUUUCUGCAUGACCUGCCUCCAUAUCAAGUGGUUCACCCCACCAGAGUUGAUGCCAGAGGCCACUUCCUGUCAAACAUCCUGUCUCAUCAUGCCCGCCGCGUUCAGCGCCGGGAAACCUCCGAGGACAGAGUGGACACUCAUCGAGUCUUCUACCAGUUCUUGCACGCCGGCCACAGUUUGCACUUUAACCUCACUCUCAAUCCAAGCCUGCUGGCUCCAGGCUUCGUGACAGAGAGGAGGUACGGUGGCCUGGGAGGGGCCAAGAUCCAUCGCCCUGGAGCCCCCGGGUGUCAUUAUUUAGGCGAGGUGUGGGACAGGACCGCUGUUAAAGGGAACGCUGCGAUAAGCGCCUGUGAUGGACUGACAGGACUGUUUAAGUUGUCUGAUGAAGAGUUUUUCAUUCAGCCUCUGGAGAAGUCCCACGAUGAGACCUCAGCACCUCAAGCCCACGCCAUCUACAAACGGCACGUGUCUCCUCCUGCCCGCGGUCCAGUCAUCCACGCCAUCUCAGGGAAACCAGGUCUCAACGGCACCUGUGGAAACCAAAAUUCCCAUAAAAGUUCGGAAGACAUCGAGAGUCACCGGGAACGAUGGGAACGUCGUCAUCAUAGGCGGCGGCGAAGAAUUCAUCAACGCUCAGUAAGCAGAGAGAAGUGGGUGGAAACUUUAGUGGUGGCGGACUCCAAAAUGGUGGACUAUCAUGGGAGCAAAGCGGUGGAGGACUAUGCCCUCGCUAUCAUGAACAUUGUGGCGGGUCUCUUCAGAGACGCCAGUAUCGGGAAUGCAAUCAACAUUGUGAUUGUUCGGCUCAUCCUUCUGGAGCAGGAUGAGGAUGACCUAAAGAUUACCCACCACGCUGACAACAGCUUGAGCAGCUUCUGCAAGUGGCAGAAAAAGCUCAACAUGAAAGGAGACGAACACCCGCUGCACCACGACGUGGCUGUUCUGCUCACCAGGAAGGACAUAUGUGCAGCCAUCAACAUGCCAUGUGAGACUCUGGGACUGUCUCAUGUGGCGGGAAUGUGUCAGCCUCACCGCAGCUGCAGCAUUAGCGAAGACACGGGGCUCCCCAUGGCCUUCACUGUGGCACACGAGCUGGGACACAACUUUGGGAUUCAGCAUGAUGGCAACGGUAAUGACUGUGAACCCAUUGGGAAACGACCUUUCGUCAUGUCUCCACAGCUCCUGUACGGCACCUUCCUGCCCCAGUGGUCCCGCUGCAGCCGUCAGUAUAUCACCCGCUUCCUAGAUCGCGGUUGGGGGUGGUGCCUUGAUGAUGCCCCUGUAAAGGACAGCCUGUCUCUACCUUCACUGCUUCCUGGUGUCCUGUACAGCGCGGUCCAUCAGUGUCGCCUGCAGUAUGGAUCCGGGUCUCGUCUCUGCGAUGACGUGGACAAUGUAUGCAGCACUCUGUGGUGUACCGUCGGCUCAACCUGCCACUCAAAGCUGGAUGGCGCCGUGGAUGGAACAAGCUGUGGGGAGGACAAGUGGUGCAUCAGUGGGGAGUGCGUACCAGCAGGAUAUAGGCUGGAGAAAGUGCAUGGCGGCUGGGCUUCGUGGAGUGAGUGGUCAGCUUGUUCGAGGACCUGUGGAGCUGGUGUCCAGAGUGCAGAGAGAGACUGUGUUAACCCUGUUCCCAAACACAGAGGGAAAUAUUGCCUUGGAGAGCGACGGAAGUACAGGACAUGUACCAGCGCGCCGUGUCAACCCGAUCGGCCUUCCUUCAGAGACAUUCAGUGUACUCACUUCAACACUCUGCCAUACAAGGGCAAGUUUUACAAGUGGGAGGCAGUUACUAACAAAGUCAACCCGUGUGAACUGCACUGCCGUCCGCUCAACGAAAACUUCUCUGAGAAAAUGCGAGACGCCGUUGUCGAUGGGACGCCGUGUUACGAGGGCAACAAAAGCAGAGAUAUGUGCAUCAACGGCGUUUGUCAGAAUAUCGGCUGCGAUUAUGUGAUUAACUCCAAUGCUGUCGAGGAUCGCUGCGGCGUCUGCAAUGGCAACGGCUCCACCUGCACAACUGUCAGGAGGACUUUUGAAGAGAGCGAAGGAAUCGGCUACGUAGACAUCGGACUGAUCCCAGAGGGAGCCUGGGACAUCCUGAUUGAAGAGGUGGCUGAAGCUGGGAAUUUCUUGGCACUGCGUAGCGACAACCCCGGCAAGUAUUUUCUGAACGGCGGCUGGACGAUCCAGUGGAACGGGGAAUACAAGGCGGCAGGAACGGUAUUCACCUACGAGAGAACAGGACACCUGGAAAAUCUGACCUCUCCAGGGCCCACGAUGGAACCGCUGUGGAUUCAGCUUCUCUUUCAGGAGCCCAAUCCAGGAGUGCGAUACGAGUACACAGUCAGUCAAAAUUCUUCAGAGGAUGACAAGAUUCCCGGGCAUGCUUACUUCUGGAAAUACGGAACGUGGACCGAGUGCAGCGUUACUUGUGGAAGAGGUGUUCAGAGGCAGACUGUUUACUGCGUGGAAAAGACGACCGGGAUAGCUGAGGAGCGUUUCUGCGACCCCACCACACGGCCUGAUGACAACCAAACCCGCUGUCACAGGGAUCCAUGUCCUGCAAUAUGGUGGGUUGGAGAUUGGCAUAAGUGCUCAGCAAGCUGCGGUAGCCUGGGCCAGGCCAUAAGGAAAGUACUUUGCAUCCAAGCUGUGAGCGCAGAAGAGCAAGAAGCUCUGGAUCCCAGCGACUGCAAGCACAUCCCCCAGCCAGAGUCCAUAUCCGCCUGCAACACACACAUCCCCUGCCCUGCAGACUGGAGCGCUGGCAGCUGGUCAAAGUGCUCCGUCACCUGUGGUCCUGGACUGCGGCACCGUAAUGUUACCUGCUCAAGAAACACUGGGGUUGAUUGUGAUCCUCAAAACAAACCGUCGGCUGUCACGAGUUGCCAGAUUCAGGACUGUACCCAGGUGUUGGAUAAUUUCGGAGGCAUCGAAUGGUCCGGCAGUGGCUGGACGAGCAAAGAGGUGCUCAAUGAAAUAAACGUUAUUCCUGUAGACAAACUGCCCCCCAAUUACAGCACCACAAGAGAUCAGCCGAGGAAUCGGAACGACCAUAAUUACGUCGUUGAGGGAGAUUUUCACUACCACAAUAACAUUGAGAAUAACCACCAAAACAAUAAAGAUAGUGAACCCUUUCAUGAAACCAGUGUUCACAUUGAUGAUUUUUACUACGAUUACAACUUUAUCAACUUCCAUGAAGACUUAUCGAAAGAACUUUGGAGCUUUGAGGAGGAAUCUGAGGACAGCCACAGUCUCAGCUCUCCACAGGAAGUCAAGCCAACCCACAGUAUGAAAGAAAAUUCUUUGACAGAAACUCCACAAGCUCCCACAGCUACUUCACCUGCUACGACAAUUACAGAGAUCCACCCUUGGAAAACGGAAGAGCCGCAGAGCAAAAAAACAGAUGACAGAAAGACUGAGUCUGAGCAAGUAAAUCAGGAUGAAAUAAAUGACUUUCUCUAUGAAGAUCACCUUCUUCCUGUGUCUGCAACCCGACCACCGCCAUCUGUGACCCCCCAUUCACAAACUGCAAAGAAAGUUAAGGGUCGGUGGCCUGAAAACACUGGCACAAAGCAGCCUGUAGAGGAUGAAACAUGGGAUCAGUCUGGGGAGGAGGUGGAAAAUAACCACAGCAAUAUCAGUGAAGAGGAAAAUCACUUUAACCGUCUCGCUGCGACCCCAACACACAGUACUCCUGCUGCCAGACAUCAAACCCCUGAUGUGGCUGCAAGAUUGAAUGCUCGAAAGGCAGGCGAGGCAUCUCAUCACACAAAGAGGCAGAGAGUACAGAACAUGUUGGCUCUUCGUUGCCAGAGCAGGCAACUCGGGCUGUGGCUGAACUUGACAGUAAUGUUUCAGAAAUACCUCAAACAACCAGUCGGUACACAGAUAUUCCAGGUGGUUUUACGGCGGAAGAUUGGGACUUGAAUCAGAAUCACUUUGCUACAAGUGAUGGUAGCUUCUGGGAUACAAAUGUUGGGCUCAGCACAUCAUCACCUCUUCUCUCUGAGAAACCCUUUCCUCCCCCCAUUCCCCUCCUUGUAAACUCAGGUAAACGAGACCCAUCUGAUGACCUCAUGCCUUCAACUGAAAGAGAAGUCAGAGCGGAUAAAAGCCUUCAGGGAGCUACAAAUAUUCCUCCAGAUGUACAACAGAUACCUCAGUACGCUGAGACAACUGGAACAGACCCCACAUUCCAGCCUCCUCUGUUUCGUCUUUCUGAUUUUGAUUACAAUGAAGUAUUCGUUCCCUCAGUGGUGCCAAGCAGCGAUGACAGUCCUCCUGGCCCUUCGUACCAGUCAAAAAUCACGUCAGCCAUUCCUAAACUCAGUUCAGCUCCUGCGCAGCACAUAAAGUCAACUGCACCCAAUGCUCCAGCUCUCCCGACUCCAUCUCCAGCUCCAAUUCUGCGUCCAGUCCAAGCUUCAGCCUCCGCAGGGGUCAAACGUGCUGCCUUCUGGAUUGCUGGGAACUGGAGCACUUGCUCCACUAGCUGCGGUCUGGGAGCUAUCUGGAGGACUUUGAUUUGCAGCACCGGCUCAGAAUCUGACUGCGACCGGGCCAAGAGGCCUGCACCUGCCAGGCAGUGUUACCUGAGGCCGUGCUCCAGGUGGAAGGUCGGGGAAUGGAGUACGUGCACCAAGAGCUGCGAAGGUGGAAUGAAAUUCAGAGAGGUCCUGUGCUUUGACCUGAGAGAUCAAAGACCUCUUCGACCUUUCCACUGCCGGGCCAUGUCCAUCAGGCCAUUAACACAAAUGUCCUGCAACAUUCAGACAUGCCUGGACUGGUACACCUCCUCCUGGGGCCAGUGCUCUGAAGUGUGUGGAGGCGGUGAGCAGCAGCGCAUUGUCACCUGUCCAGAGGAUGAUCGAUGCGACCGAGACCUUCAGCCAAGCACUAUUCAGCCCUGCAACAGUCAGCCUUGUGCUCAGUGGCUCACUGGAUCGUGGGGACAGUGUUCAGCUUCUUGCGGGGGAGGACUGCAGCAUCGGCUCAUCAAAUGUGUCGACACAAAGGCGGAGGCUUCAGAAGAGGUGGAUCAGGCUCAGUGUGACCAGAAGCUAAAACCUAACAGCACCCAGAGGUGUAACUUACACGACUGCAAGAGUGCUUCCUCUGGCGCCGUGUGCCACCACGACCGGCUGACGUCUCGUUUCUGCCUGACCCUGCGCUCGCUCGGCCGCUGCCGCCUGCCCAACAUGGGAGCGCAGUGCUGCAAGACGUGCGGUGCCUACCAGCAUCAGCGGCACGUCUCGCCGCUGAGGUCCCUCUGUCCCCGCGUGCUUCACCCACGGGGUAACAAACCACAGGUCACUACAAGGAGACAGCCGUUGGCGAUCUCUGCUGAGCAACAGAUUAAUUAGCAAUCAGGCACAGAAAGAUGCGCUGGACUGAAUGCAGCAAACCAAGAAUGUAGAUAUUUGGGUCCGCACUUUUGACGUAAUUUGCAAUUUGACGACGUCUGCUUCGCAGAGUAUAGUGUUAUACUUUAGAUAAAAUUCUUCCAGUGUAGCCAGUUACAAUGCUUUAAUAUACAUAUAGAUAAGCCACUAAUUUCCAUGUUUUCAACUGUAAUAUUUGUUUUUAUUUAACGACAGCAGCAGAACCUUACAACAUACAGCUCAGUGGUUUUCAAGACGUGGUACACAUGUUGGGAAGCGAAAAAGAGAUGGUGCAUAACUGAUAAUUCAGUAUUUCAUUGAAUCCGGUGCUUUUGCCAGCUGCAGUUCUGUUUUACUUAUAAUCAUUCAUUUUGUAUUGUGGGCCUUACACACUUUACCUGCUUGACCAUAUUUUGCCAGGUUAUCCUUUUAAGUGUUUUGUUGCAUGAUGUAAAAGUAAAGGCUCACGCUACCCAGACAGAAUUGUCACGUUAUCAGCUGUAGGACAGCAAGAGCUCACAACGUGUGAACAGGGCCUAUAAUUCACAACUGCAUCAAUUUGUGGGACUUAUUUUAAUGCUGUAUAAAAGUAAGAGGAAAUGUGCUGCUCUGAAUCAAAACUUCCAUCCUAAAGACUCUCUAAAAGCACGCUUCCAUCUCAGGAACAUUUUCCAGGAACCACGGUUGCUUUCUGAGACCUUUCUUACCCCCCCUGUGCUUCCAUGGCCUUUACCUGGGUAAAAAUGGACAAAAGUUGAAUGUUUGUCCAGGGAACGCUGAGGUUGGCGAACAGUGCUUGUUUUAUCGACGGUUAAAUUCAGUUUUAUUAAUUUUGUAGUGAACAGCUAAUCCUUUCUGUAUACUUUUAACAGAUUUUUAAAUAAUCUGUGUUUUACAGCUGGGAAAAAAAGGGAGUGUGUCGUCAAUUUCAAUUCAUAUUUUGGGGGUUAAGCCAAUGAUAUAAGGCACAACCAAAAACAACCAAAAGCCAAAUGGAUCCUUAAGAUUUUUAGUCAGUUUUUUUUGUAAAUAAUGCGCCGCUACGUUUAGCAGGAGGUUUAUCAGUUUGUUUAUCUGGAAUCUUCUCUCAGGCUUUUGAAAUUAUCACAGGUUUAUAGCUAGAACACCGGGUUUUGCUUCUGACCCUUUUAAAUCAUUUCUGACCUGUGUGCAGCGAUGGAGCAAAGAUGUAUGUGACGGCAAAAUCCCUUAAAGAUUUUAUGUUGGCUACACCUAGCGAUAGUUUGUUGUGAACUCAUGCAAGUUACACAGUGUGUAGUACACUUUGUGUGACAGAAUCAUUGGUUAGAGUUAUGUUGUUAAAAAAAAACAUUCUUUUUUUUAGUUUCUGAAAGCUGAAACCACCUCACUUCUCCUUUUAUUAAUAUUUUAGAAACAUUCCUGUAACAGGUUGAGCUGGAUCACUGGUUGCAUGUGGUCUUUUUAUCUACCAAAGAUUUGAAAAUGGGAGUUCCUUUCAAAAGGAAAUGCUAAUUAUGAUCUGAAUGAGUUUGUAUCACUUUAACUCAGCCUUCAGAUUUUACAGGAUCAGUUCUGGCACUUUCCCAGUUAAAACAACUCUAUGAAAGAUAAAAUAGUCUCGGGGAUUUUUAUUGGUGUGCCAACUUUGCAGCUUUUCAUAAAACAGAAAUAAUGAUUAUAAGAGCACACUUCUGAAAUGUAAUUGUUAAAAGCUCCUCUUCUGAUCAUCAUAAUUUUGAGCUUCAACUCUUCCUAAGAGUAUAUGAUGUAUAUUAUUCAUAUGUGAUCCAGAUAUGAUCACAUCUGAAAAAAGAAAGUGAGUCUAAACUAUGUCAGAUGAGAGCUGAAAGUGGAAAAUGUGUAUUUAUCUCUUUAUAGAAGUGAUUCUUUAGAAAAACCAGCAGCACACUGAUUGGUGUUCAUAAAAUACAAAACAAAUUGUAAUUGCCAUCAAAGGAUUAUGUUUUGGCAUCAGGUAUCCAGCCGAAUGGUGGCCAGAGCUGAAAACUGGGAAACAAGAUUCAGAUCAAGUGCAGGCUUAUUAUUUUCUGUAUUUACUAUUGAGCAGGUAUCUGUGGGGAGUGCAACAAUCCCACUAUCAGUAGCAUGAAAAUGGAGACAUAACAAUAGUAGCACAAAGCUAACUUAAAAGAAAGAUAAUUUAAGCUCAUUUAUAAGAAAGAUAAUUCAAGAUCAUUAUAAUUCCAAUUUGAAAACAGCAUUUUAAAUUAUUGAUUAUAUUUGGAUGUUUGUUUUGCAAAAAAAAAAAGCAGAUUUUAUUUGUGUAGAUUGUGUAGAUAAACUGUCCCCCUGUGAUGAUAUUCAACAGAGACUCUGAACACCAUAAAGGAGGAGUCCAACACUUUAUGUAAAAGAUGUUAAAAACGAUUAAAUGGGUUAAAUAUCGGUUUCCUGGUUUCCCAUAGAACCCUUAAAAAGUGUUCAGGAUCCCAGCUCAGAUACGGCCCUGGAAGCUCUGGGGGGACCUAACCUGUAAAGGAGUCAAACGUUUGGAGUCAGCACAUGGAGGUUAUCAGAGAUAUUUCACUUAAAGCAGCAUCCGCACUGGCUUCAUCUCUAAAGCUCAGUGAAAGCUCAGUGGCUUUGUCCAGCUGUUAUAUGCAGUCUAUGAAGCAGAAACAAAUUCCUACAUUCAAACCCUUUUUUUUUUAUUAAGCUUUGGUUUCUCAGAGUAUUCCUCUUUCUGCUAUUUCUGUCAUUUCUCUCAGUUCAGAAAAACAGCAGGCGGUGUAACACCGCAGUCAAACACUGAGGGUGUGCUUUAUCAUCUGUUGUAGCUAGUAGAAAGCCUACAUGAAAUCGUUUUAGACAUUACAGUUGUCACACUUUGGCUUUACCACACAGGUUUUCAAAACUCUCAGUGUAAACGUUAAAAGAAGCUGCAGGAAAAACAUGGUGCUAGGAGCUGUAUAGGCUCCACUUGUUCUGGUGUCAGUAUCGGGUAUUGGCAGGCCCAGUGCCUUUUCUACUUGAGUAGUGGAUCAUUUGUUGUUUUUAAUCUUUGCUAAACACUUGGUUUGAAGUAAAAUUAGCAUGUUAGAUUACUGGUUGUUUUAAAUUGGUGCAAAACAAAACCCAAAAAAUACCAUCAAACUACAUUAUAUCACAUCAUAUAAUUUUAAUGAGUAAAAAAAAAAUGUAAUAUACCAUAUAUGUACAUGUCUUUCUUUUUUCUCUCUUUUUCUUUCUGUUUUGAAAAUGUACCUUUUCUUUUCCCACAAAGUUGAGAACCAGCUGGGAUUUAUGUGUCUGAUCCCAUCACGGCAGCAGUGGUACCUUCAUAUGUUUCUGCAUUUUCUCCCUUUUAACAUUUAAUAUAAACCAAGUCAGACGUGGUGGAACAUGUACACAUAUGCCUCUUUCAGAUGUAACAUGACAUCUUUGUACCUCUGCUCUCGUAUAACUUGAUGUAAUGAUUUUUUUUUUUAAACUGAUGAAUAUUUUCAGAGAGAAAAUAAUUUUUAAUAAAAAAAAACAUGGUCUGUCUAACCACUGUUCCUUCUUCCUGUUCGGCAACUCUUGUGAAAUAAACAAUUCUCCUUUUUACAAAACCGC